AUGUUCUUCUUGUUCGUUCCGACUUUCGUGGCUCGGCUGUCUUGGAUCGGCAUGAAGACCACCGACACAGCCCUGCUCGGCCACUCAGGGACUUUGUACUUGACUGCAUCCUCUUUGUCGGAUUUCUGGACGUCGAUGAGCGGUGUAUUCGUGAACGACGCUCUCUUGGGCUCGCUGUGCGGCCAGGCCUAUGGAGCUCGGAACUAUGACCUCGUGGGGAUCUGGCUCCAAGUCUCUCUGACCCUGUUUUCCUGGGUCUUGAUCCCCGUGGUCGCUUUGUGGUGCAUGACGACCCCGGUUCUGAAGCACGGCUUUCACGCCGACACGGAUGUGGCGAAUGCAGCGGGCUACUACGCCAUGGUGAUGGCGUGUUGUCUUCCCGCAACGAUGCUAUCUUCGAGGCUAACAACCUUCUUCAAUUCCCAGAAGAUCACGGGUCCAAGCUCCAAGACGACGCCCGUCGCCUUGUUUCUUAACCUGGUCUUGGGCUUACAGUUCGUCCUUGGCAUCCCAGCCGCCGGUAUCCAAUUUGGCUUCUGGGCCUGUCCGGUGGUGACAACGACGGUCGAGUGGUUUGUGACCGUGAUGCUGCUCGUAGUGUACUGUGGGUUCCUGAAGUAUCAUGAGAAGUGCUACGGGCCGAAGCUGCGCGAGUGGAACUAUCUUCGAGAUGUCUUCGUGGCACCCCUCCUGACGGAUGGCACUGGCAGCCGUUUCCCGUACUACGAUGAGAACAUCCACCCGAGGCUCGGGAACUUUGUCCGCCUGGUGGUUCCAGCGACGCUGGCCUUGGCUUCCGACUUUUGGCGGAUGUCGGCCAUUGGACUCUUGGCGGGCACUCUCGGCGAUGCCGAGGCCGCUGCGGCCAAGGGUGUAGGCGUUUUCAAUGCCAGCUACCGCCUGGCCUGGAUGAACUUGACGAUUAUCGGCGCCUUCAGCAGCGCGUGUGUGACACAGCUGGGCAUCGCUCUCGGAACCGGCGACGGCCGCCUUUCCGCGAAAAUCAGGGACCUGGGCAUCGGCAGUGUUGCAGCUUUUCUCCUGGCGACGACUGUUGCCACGCUGGUUUAUGUGAGGCAGUUGGCAUCCAUCUUCAGCAAUGACCCAGUGGUGAUCAAUUUGUUCGAGGACUGUCGCAUGGAGAUGGGUCUUAUGAUAUUCUUCAUGUGCUCCUUGAUUGCAGAAGGACUGGUACGUUUGCUGGAGAGUCGAGUGGAGAUUCGAGUUCCUGUGAAGUUUUGCUGUGAAGCGUUCCCUGCUGCGUGCACUCGCAGAACCAAGGGCUAG
Messenger RNA from Symbiodinium necroappetens, 1287 nucleotides. Lineage: Eukaryota; Dinophyceae; Suessiales; Symbiodiniaceae. The record is from the annotation of a GenBank genome assembly.